Colletotrichum acutatum is the source of this 1209-nucleotide messenger RNA. RefSeq names its product pyridoxal phosphate-dependent transferase. Lineage: Eukaryota; Fungi; Ascomycota; Sordariomycetes; Glomerellales; Glomerellaceae. Bases 1 to 1209 code for a protein of 402 amino acids. The record is from RefSeq and is a predicted model, not a curated record. The transcript has 4 exons.
AUGGCUUCAACAUUUUCAGUUGAGAAGGCUAGGGCUCAGUUCCCAGCUUUGGCAAAAAACCAGAUCUUUGGCGACAACGCUGGUGGAAGUCAAGUGCUUGGCACAGUCGCAAAGAGCAUCUCGGAAUACCUCGUGAACAACAACGUGCAACUGGGUGCAAGCUACAAAACAUCCAAGAUCUCAACGGAGACUUUCGACAGGGCGUACAAGGUUGCCGCCGAUUACGUUAAUGCUGAUGUCGGUGAAAUUGUAAUUGCACCCUCAACAACUCAAGCUUUCCGUAACCUUGCAGCAGCUCUCAAGUUGAAGGCUGGCGAUGAAGUUAUUCUUUCCGAAGUUGACCAUGAGUCCAACAUUGACCCUUGGCUCCACUAUGCAACUCUCGCGGGCGCAACGGUGAAGUGGUGGGCACCUCCUGAUCACUCAAACCCAAAACUCGAUGUGGCGGCACUUCGGAACCUGUUGACACCGAAGACUCGUUUUGUAGCUUGUACACACGCUAGUAAUAUCCUGGGAAGCAUUCAUGAUAUCAAGGCAUUUGCAGAUAUUGUGCACGCAGUCCCAGGGGCCCUACUCUGUGUCGACGGUGUUGCUUAUGCGCCGCACCGUGCGAUUGAUGUAAAGGAGAUUGGGGCUGAUUUCUAUGCGUUUUCUUGGUACAAGGUGUACGGUCCGCACAUAUCUUUGCUGUACGGAUCCUUCAAGGCACAGGAGCAGCUGCAGUCACUUGGACACUACUUCAAUCCGUCUGGAACUUUGAUGGACAAGCUUGAGCUAGCUGCGGCUAGCUACGAGCUCACACAAGCGGUUAUGCCGCUGGUGGCAUACUUUGGAGAUAACCCGAAGCAGACCUGGGCUCAGAUUGCUCAGCACGAACAAGUCUUGCAGAAGCAUCUACUCGAGUUUCUGAAGUCGCGGCCUGAUGUCUCCAUUCGAGGUGACGUUUCCUCUGCAGCUUCAACCCGGGUUCCCACUGUGAGUUUUACCGUUAAAGGGAAAUCAUCUCGAAGCGUCGUAGAGGGAGUUGAGGCCCAAUCCAUUGCUGGGAUUCGGUGGGGUCAUUUCUUCUCAAAGAGGCUGGCCGAGAAAAUCCUUGGCCUCGGCGAAGAUGGCGUUGUCCGGGUGAGCUUGGUGCACUACAAUACCGGUGAGUUACGCUCUUCAACCUUUUGGAUGAUCCAGAGAGCUGACGUGUCUUCUCGUAUCUAG